Planococcus citri (citrus mealybug) is the source of this 640-nucleotide messenger RNA. RefSeq lists its product as uncharacterized. The coding region runs from base 134 to 592 and encodes 152 amino acids. The transcript has 8 exons. The record is from RefSeq and is a predicted model, not a curated record. Lineage: Eukaryota; Metazoa; Arthropoda; Insecta; Hemiptera; Pseudococcidae.
AGAUGCUUUUUUUCAUUUUUAUCAUCGCUGGUCCCUUUCCUGUGCUUUAUUAAAAGUCUAGUUCGGUUCGCUUAUCUUGAAAACUCAUUUCGAUACCAGAGAACCAUCUGAAAUCAAAUUUAAACUUGACACAAUGACGAUAUACAUCAAUUUUAUAGUCAUAGUUUUGGCAUUCGCAGUCACUCGAGGAGAUAAAGUUUGCGAAAAAGAAGAAUUCGAAUCGUUCUACGAAAAACUAGUAGAAAUUUUAGUCAAACGAGAAAGAGUAGGAGCACAGUCAACUUUACGGGAAUUCAAAGAAGAUCGAAAAAAUGUAUACGAAUGUGGAGAAUUUCUACUCUCCAAGCUGAAGGAAUACGAUGCCAAAAACGAAACAGCUUUGACCAAAGAGGAGAAAACAUCAAUACGAGACGAGUACAGUUUACUAGUGAGUUGGAUAGUUGCUUGUGAUACAGUUGAACUUUGGGCUGGAGAAAAGAAAGGUGGCACUAUCGCUUCAGCCAUUUAUCAUUUCUUGGGAGGUAAUCCAGCCGAUGUGAUUGGUCCAAGAGACGAAGAAGACAAACUGACUCAUAUAACUUACCCUAAAUAAUAAGCAUAAAUAAGUAAAUCAAUCAAUCAGUAAACAAUUUGUAUUAUA